Messenger RNA from Tuber aestivum (summer truffle), 1894 nucleotides. The record is from the annotation of a GenBank genome assembly. NCBI's taxonomy places the organism in Eukaryota, Fungi, Ascomycota, Pezizomycetes, Pezizales, Tuberaceae.
CACAUGCGAUUGCACACCCGAGUGCUUUUAAUUUCGUCUCCUGGUGGAUACGCAACAUUUGGUACACAUCCCAUCUAACUGAGGCACCCCAGCGAGUGAGUUUCUGUGAGCUAAUCCAUCAUUCCCUUUAUCCUUCCGGUAGGUGCAGGCCCCCGAUAAAACAAGCGCCAAACAGAAAGCUUGGCAUCAUUACCCACCCCCGGAACCCAACAACAAAGUACAAACCCCGCAACUCGAUCCGCCCCUCAACUUCGACUCCACUACAAUGCCCUUUCUCAGCCUCCCUAAUGAGUUGAUUCUCCAAGUCUCUGGCGAUCACCCCCCGCCAGAGGUCAAUGCUCUCUUGAGGACCAACCGCCGUCUUUCAUACCUCCUCUCACAUACCUUAAUCGAUAGCAUCUUUCGUAGCCGCUCUGGAAAGUACGGGAGGCGGGCCCUCUAUGUCCUUGCUCAGGCGGAAGAUAUCGACGCAAUUCGUAACCUUCUGGAUAGGGGUGUUUUAAAAUUGGAUGGGAAUGCAUGCUUGCUGAACGACGCUGUUCUUACCCAGAGCGCAAAAGUAGUUUCAGUACUGGUCAAGUGCGGUGUGAGUACUGUCACAAGGGACUUUGACGACCGCACUCCACUGGCACUCGCGGCCAUGAAAGGUGAUAAGGAUAUGGUUGAGGUCCUCCUCGGGAAUGUAGGAGGUGAUGAGGUUAACUCGGUGGACCGCGCAGACGAAACACCGUUACACCUCGCAGCCAAAUCAGGACAUGGCGGCGCGGUAGAGCUGUUAUUAAAAAACAAGAAAAUUCACGUUAACCCACGGACCUUCAGGUACACCACCCCCCUGCUCAUGGCGGCCAAGAACAACCAUGAGGUGGUGCUCCGGCUUCUUCUGUGUCAUAGAAGAAUCGACGUUAAUUCCUCCGACCUCUCCGGCUGCACACCCCUCCACGCUGCCGCCGAUGGCGGCCACGCAAACAUUGCUUACGCGCUCCUGGAGCAUCCCAGAACUGACCCCAAUCCAAAAGACCAAGACGGAGAGACCCCCAUGCACUCCGCUGUGCGAUUCGACCGGCGAGAAGUCAUCAAAGUGUUACUCGCCGACGGGAGAGUAGACGUUAACGCCCAAGACAACCGCAACCGGACUCCGCUUUACAUGGCUGCAGACCUCAGUUACCCAGCCGUAGCUAAGCUCCUCCUGAGUCUCAUCCUAACAAAUCCCAACACCGCUGACUACGAGGAAAAAACUCCACUACAUAAGGCGGCAGAGCGUGAGCUCGGGUUAAUUGCGCAAAUCCUCUGUGAUGACCCCAGGACGAACAUGAAAUUAAAGGACAGAGAUGGGCGCACUCCUUUAGCCCUCGCCUCUUGGAUGGGCCACGAGGAUAUCGCGCAGGUUCUGGUUGAUUGUGCGAAGGUGCGGGCGGAGAAAGCGGCUAUUCUUCAGGCGAGCUUACCCACAGCGACUGUAACGGCUACGCCUGGGAGGCGAGUAUUAGAGCCAUUUUCCGCUCCUGUGAUCAGAUACCCGGCCCGCCGUUGAAAAUCUUGAAAUGAGUCUUCCCCUCAAUUAAUGUGGGAUGACCUAGUACUUGCUCUAUGAGCUAUCUAUCUGUUUGUCUACUUUGUCACUAUUAUCACACCCCUUGUCCGGAACUGGUUUCUUUCUACUUUCUUUUUCAUUUUGCUUUACCUUGAGUGCUUCGGAAAGUGAUCUUAGUGCAUUGACAAAGUUAACUUUUGCAAACAAAAUAUGUCUACAACAAACAUGACUGUCGGGCCUGUCUAUGGUAUGAUGAUGAUGUCAAGGCCGGCAGUCGGGAUUCGACUGUGCUUUAAAUUACUCUGGUACUGUUUUUCAUGGCUAUGAUUUUUUUACCGACAAUGAGAUUAGUUCCUUUGUAAU